This is a messenger RNA of Trifolium pratense (red clover), 2164 nucleotides long. Its product is annotated as protein NRT1/ PTR FAMILY 8.1-like. Gene Ontology annotation, cellular component: membrane. The coding region runs from base 338 to 2050 and encodes 570 amino acids. The transcript is spliced from 5 exons. NCBI's taxonomy places the organism in Eukaryota, Viridiplantae, Streptophyta, Magnoliopsida, Fabales, Fabaceae. The record is from RefSeq and is a predicted model, not a curated record. Gene Ontology annotation, biological process: transmembrane transport; oligopeptide transport. Gene Ontology annotation, molecular function: transmembrane transporter activity.
AGCUUACCUAAAUUGUAGAAUUUAAAGUCCAAGUGCCACUAAUUUUCCCUAUCUAUGUGCCUUUGUAUUUGACCAUAGAAAGAGGCUAAAUCCAAAUACCAUAAGUUUAUUUUCAUAUUACAUCACAACAUGUGAGACAAGUCAACAGUCACACAACACAACUAGGAUCAUCAUGUCCUGUUUUGCAACUCAUCUAUAAAUAAAGCAAACCAUAAUUCACAAAUGUGUACACUCAUUAUUCAUUAUAAUAUCUAGCUAACUAGAUUUUGCAUCUUUGAGUUACCAACUUUAAGUUGCAAGUGAAUAAGUGGCUAGUGUGUACAAGUUUUGAAUUACAAUGGAAGAAGAAGAUGUUUACUCAAAAGAUGGAACAGUAGAUUAUCUUGGAAAUCCAGCUAAUAGAAAGAAAACUGGAACCUGGAAAGCAUGUCCUUUUAUCUUAGGAAAUGAAUGUUGUGAGAGAUUGGCUUAUUAUGGGAUGAGUACAAAUUUGGUGCUUUAUUUUAAGGAGAGGUUGCAUCAGCAUAGUGCUACUGCUUCCAAGAAUGUCUCGAAUUGGAGUGGAACAUGCUACAUCACACCAUUAAUUGGAGCCUUUGUGGCUGAUUCCUAUCUUGGAAGAUACUGGACCAUUGCCAGCUUUUCAAUAAUCUAUGUUAUUGGAAUGACACUAUUGACACUAUCUGCAUCAGUUUCUGGCAUAAAACCAACAUGUCAAGGAAAAGAAAAUUGCCAUGCUACUGAUCUACAAAGUGUAGUGUGCUUCACAGCUCUUUACCUUAUAGCUCUUGGCACUGGUGGAAUCAAGCCUUGUGUUUCAUCCUACGGAGCAGACCAGUUCGACGACAAUGACGAGAAUGAGAAGGAACACAAGAGUUCUUUCUUCAACUGGUUCUAUUUCUCAAUCAACAUCGGUGCUCUCAUUGCUUCUUCUUUAUUAGUCUGGGUUCAAGAUAAUGUGGGCUGGGGAUGGGGAUUUGGCAUUCCAGCAGUUGCUAUGGCAAUUGCAGUAGGGAGCUUCUUUUCAGGUACUAAAUUGUAUAGGAAUCAGAAGCCUGGAGGAAGCGCGCUCACGCGUAUCAGUCAGGUCAUCGUCGCGUCGAUAAGAAAAUGCAAUGUUAAAGCACCUGCUGAUAAGUCUCUUUUAUAUGAAAUUGCUGAUACAGAAUCCGCUAUCCAAGGAAGCCGCAAGCUUGACCACACAGAUGAGUUGAGAUUUUUCGACAAAGCAGCAGUGCUAGGACAAUCAGAUAAUGUAAAGGACUCCAUAAAUCCAUGGAGACUUUGCACUGUAACACAAGUGGAAGAACUGAAAUCCAUUCUAAGAUUGCUUCCUGUAUGGGCCACUGGCAUCAUAUUUGCAACUGUCUAUGGUCAAAUGGGCACAUUAUUCGUGUUACAAGGCCAAACCAUGAAUACUCAUGUUGGCAAUUCUAGCUUCAAAAUCCCACCAGCAUCACUCUCUAUCUUCGACACCCUCAGCGUCAUAUUUUGGGUCCCAGUUUACGACCGGAUCAUCGUACCAUUAGCGAGAAAGUUCACAGGCCACAAAAACGGCCUAACUCAGCUCCAAAGAAUGGGAGUCGGCCUCUUCAUAUCCAUAUUUGCAAUGGUAGUUGCAGCAAUUUUGGAACUCAUAAGACUUAGAUAUGUUAGAAGACACAACUACUAUGAACUCGAGGAGAUACCAAUGACAAUAUUUUGGCAGGUUCCUCAGUAUUUUCUUAUUGGUUGUGCAGAAGUGUUCACAUUAAUUGGUCAGUUGGAGUUUUUCUAUGAACAAGCUCCUGAUGCUAUGAGAAGUUUGUGUUCUGCUCUUGCGCUACUCACUAUUGCGCUCGGACAGUAUUUGAGUUCUCUGCUUGUGACUAUUGUGACAAAUAUCAGUACAAAGAAUGGAAGUGUUGGAUGGAUACCUGAUAAUCUAAAUUACGGUCACAUCGAUUAUUUCUUCUGGCUAUUGGCAGUGUUAAGUGUACUUAAUUUGAUAUUGUUUAUUGUGGUGGCUAGGUUGUAUACUUAUAAGAAAACGGUGGGAACUCUUCGCUGAAAAAAUGUGUUGAAUUGUGUUAUGGAAGUUCCAAUAGUACAAAGGAAGAUUAAUUACUUCACAGGGUCUUGUAUUCACUGUAAUCUCAGUAUGUGAAAUCAAAUCAUUGAACCA